Dermochelys coriacea (leatherback sea turtle) is the source of this 2897-nucleotide messenger RNA. RefSeq names its product small integral membrane protein 13 (gene SMIM13). The record is from RefSeq and is a predicted model, not a curated record. Lineage: Eukaryota; Metazoa; Chordata; Testudines; Dermochelyidae. The transcript is spliced from 2 exons. The coding region runs from base 384 to 653 and encodes 89 amino acids.
GCUCCUCCGGCGGGGCGCGGGGCUGCGGCUCCCUCCAGAGGCGGCCGGCGGCGGAGCCACGCGGGGCGUCACCUCCUCCGAGCCGGCGGGUCUGAGGCGGCGGCCGGGCGCGUCCCUCCCCCGCGCUGUGUCCCCUGGGGUCCCAGUGCCGCCCUCCCCCCCCCCGCCCUAAAUCUGUGCCUGCCCCUCCCCCAUCUCCGGCCUGGCCACGCCGCACAGGAGUCCUGGGGGGGGCUCAUAACUACCGCCCCCCCCCGCCCCCAAUUCCUUCUCCGGCGCAGCGAGCGCGGCCAGCCUCUUCCCUCCAUGCUCCCUGGUGAUGCUGCUGCCGCGCCCUCCCUGCGGCUAACAGCGCCCAGCGCCUUCCGCUCCGGGCAGCCAAGAUGUGGCAGAGCGUCGGGCUGACGCUGCUGGUGAUCGUGGCCACGCUGGCCUGUGUGCUCUUGUUCAUGCUGUGCGGUUGGUAUGUGGUGUGGCAACUGUUUUUAUCUAAAUUCAAGUUCCUGAGAGAGUUGAUAGGAGACACAGGAUCCCAGCAGGGGGAUAAUGAGCCUUCAGAGUCUGAAGCUGAACAGGAGACUCCACCCACUCCACAGAGAGGUAGACAGAAAUCAGCACGGCAAAGGAGGACACCAGCAGAAGAAGCAACUUAAAAAGAUGUUCAACUAUGAACAGAUUAAACACUUCUGCUGCACUGUGUGAUUCAACGGUUUGGUUUUACUAAAAACAGUGGGCUGAAAAAAAAAAUAUCUGUGAAUCUUUACUUUUGGAUUUCAGAUAUACACUACUUUAGUAGCGGUUCAGGAAGGGCUUUAAUGGUAAGCCGUCUAGAACUAGAAAAAAGGUAGGGGGAGAAUCUCUCAGCCUGAAAUAGGCUGAGCUGCUGUAGCUCCCACCCUUGCAAAUGGAUGCUGUUUCCUGGUCCAUAGACCUAGCCUUUCCAUUAGUCUGAACAUGGUAAGCAUCUCAGACUUGAAAUGGUUGCGAACUUAUUUUUAUUUCACAGCACUGCAACUAGUUGUAGUAAAAUUUUAUUUUAUUUCUGCAUUUCAUUCAGAUAUAUAUAUAUAUAUAUAUUCUUCAACUUUGUCAAUGCAUGUAAACUUGAAAGACGUUCAAAGGAUAUCCUGCUUGCACGGUAUUCUAAAAUGAGGUUUAGUAACCUUUUCUGUACAUGAGAGAAUCAGUACUAGAUACACGUGAUGUGCAGGUUGUAACUAUCUCCUUAAAGAAAAACAUAAUCAGGUGACCAUAACUGGCUUCUUGGUUUUGACACAAGAAGGGUUACAGGUAAAACUAUUCUGCUAGACUUCUGUGUUUUGUCAUCUGAAUCUCUGACUCCAUUUUCACUGGAGAUGGGGAAGUGCAGCAUGGGUUAAGUGUCUUCACUAUUCAGUAUCCUAAAGUGUCAAGCACAGUUCUAACUCACUUUAAAAUGUAAACAUUUUUACAUCAGGUAUUUGGUACCAGAUUUUUUUUUUCUGGCGCCAUUUAUUAUGAAGAAAUUGUGACCAAUUUGGUGGACACCACUUUAAUAGUAUUGUAGCAAUGUGUUUAGUACCUCAUGUGUGGUGGUGGUGGUGGUUACUGGUUUUAUCAGCAAUUUAGCAUAUUCUCCCAGUUCUUCAGUACCUGAAUUGUACUGCAGGUGAACGUCCUUUUUUUUUUAAAUUUAUUUUUUUGCAUUGUACUUCAAGCAAAAUUAAAUCCCACAUUGCAGCAAUCUAGCAACUUUGUAAACUAGUGUUUGAUGUGUAUCAAACAAGGAAGAAUAGGCAGGUGCUGCCUCUGAAGGGGGAUGUUGGGGGAUGAAGCUACAAAAAGAACAAUGUCUGGGUUUUGGAACAAGUUCAUCUGACUUUCAUAAACUUUGGAUGCAUCUUGUUGACUUGUUUAAUUUCUCCUUAGUUUUCCCUGCAUUCAGAUUCUUCUCUACAGGAAAAUGUCUUAAAAUGACAAACUAUGAAUCCUACAUCUAUGGACAAAUUCUCUUGAACCUCUAGUGACAAUAGCAAUGCUUAGCUCUUUGAUAGAAUAGACUCUUAUGUCUGGGAGAAGAGCACAUUUUUACUGCCUUUAUAUUCUAAUUUAUCUGUGAAUAUUAUUUGAAAGCCAAUGUGUUAGGAUUUGAAGAUGACAGUAUUUACUGAAAUAUACCACAAACAGCUGACAUAAACAUUCUUCCUAAUGUGUCAGUGUUAAAAUAUGUAAUGAAUGUCCUUGACCCUUCCCUGGAAGUUCUAUGUUCUUUCUUUGUUUACCAGCAUGUAUGUAUAAACAUGCUUUAUUACAGGAUUACACUUUCAAGCAUGGUUACACAUCAGUUUGCACAUAUCCUCAAAACACACGUAAAACAUAUUAAUAGUUUUCCCUAUUCUAUACUUCCUACUGGUGAGAAUGGGAACUGGAAAUGGCUAUUGAUUUAAGGUAAUAUCCCCCUUGUACUGUAUUCAAACUGAUCAACAACAUUGUUUCCUCUUCUUGCUUGUUUCAAGUGUUUGCCUUUAGGACAUACUCAACAGUAUAGUCCAUUUGGUGUACAGUAUACCUUCAACCUAACAGUACUAAGCAGAUUUUGGAGCACUUUUCUUAAUCUUUUCAUUAGUAACAUACACUUUGUAAACUCUCAUUAAUUUUAGUCUGCAAAAGGACUAUAAUCUUGAUAUAAAUCAUUCAUACUAUAUGUACAUUUCAGUUUUAACUGAAAUAUAAGUACACAUACAGCAAAAAGCUGGCAUUUCUAAUCUCUCCUGCUGAAAGAGGUAAUGGAAACCCACAGACAGGCUCUAAUUUGAACAGCUGUGAAGAAAUGUGAAAUUACAGCAAUACAGAUAUCCAGCAAAGUAGCGUUCAAAAGUCCUCGUGCCUCAUGCCUUGAGUAAAUUGAUGAGGGAAAC